CUUUUUCCGGAACGGAGGCGGCGCGCGCUGGCGGUGUCCGGGGGGCUCGAGGCGGCGCUGCACCGCGUCCCGCCCCUCGCACGGCCACGUCUCCGCCGGAGCAGUCGGGCUGGCCUGUCGCGGCCUCCGCAGCGCCGGUAUCAUGAUUUUACUUGGUUUGAUUUCAAGCCACUUUUGAGACUUUAAAUCUUCUCCUGAGAAUGGAAAACCUAGUGCAGUCCUCCCCAGAAGCUCUUGGCUGUUGCUAAUGGCAGAAACCAAGCUUGCUAGCAGUUCACUUGCAGCCCCUAAGUGUCAGCGCAGCCUGUGUCGUCCUGACCAUGGAUGGUGCGUCUGCUGUGCAGGAUGGCCUCUUGGAGGAUGGAUCCAGCACUGGUGCCUCAGCUCAUGCUGAGGCCCUCCCAAAGUCCCCGGGCUUGCUGGCGCCGCCUGACCAACAUGAUGAAGCACAGCGUGCCAUUGUCGAGGUCAGCAGAGCUUCAGAUGAAGGAGAGAGCCUGGAUGUACCUAGCAAGGGGGACGUCUGUCAGAACGGGCCACCGCGACAGUUCCCAGACCCUCUGUCAUCUCCCGGUCCCACCACAAGCCCAUUGGGUCCUGAUGCCUCUCCAGGUGUGGCUGGUUUCCAUGACAACCUAAGGAAGUCUCAGGGGACUAGUGCUGAGGGCAAUGUUAGAAAAGAAGCCUUGCAGUCUCUCAGACUCAGUCUUCCUAUGCAAGAAACGCAACUGUGCUCAACAGAGUCUUCACUGCCCCUCGAGAAGGAGGAGCAGGUCCGACUUCAGGCUCGGAAACGACUGGAAGAACAGCUCAAACAGUACAGGGUGAAGCGCCAGCAGGAAAGAUCCAGUCAACCUGCAACUAAAAUGAGACUUUUUAGCACACUUGAUCCUGAACUUAUGUUGAACCCAGAAACCUUACCAAGGGCCAGUGCUGUGGCUAUGACAAAAGAAUAUUCCUUCCUGCGCACCAGUGUCCCUCGGGGGCCAAAGGUGGGCAGCUUAGGGCUCCUGGCACAUCCUAAGGAGAAAAAAAGUUCAAAAUCAGGCAAAAUUCGGUCUCUGGCUGAUUACAGAACUGAAGACUCAGAUACUGGGAAUUCUGGUGGAAAUGUUCCGGCUGUGGACUCUGCCAGGGGUUCCCUGAAGCAGAACCGAAGCAGCGCUACAUCAGUGGUGUCUGAGAUCAGCCUGUGUCCUGAGGCAGACGACCGCCUGGAGAACACUUCUCUGCCAGGAGACAAUGCAUCUGAGGCUGAUGGGAACGAGAGUGACAGUUCCUCCUACAGCAGCGUCUCCACCCGUGGGACACUCGGCCUUCUGGCGAACACUGUGGGUACACGAGAAGCCUCCUAUGUGGUCAACGGCCAGGAGAUUGCAGCUGGUGCCCUGGGCCAUUUUCCCUCCAUCACAGAUGUCCUCCAGGCUGCAGCAGCUGAACACCAAGACCAGGGGCAGGAGGUCAACGGGGAGAUGCGGAGCCGGACAGACAGCAUCUGUAGCAGCGUGUCCGUGGAAAGCUCUGUUGCUGAAACUCAUGAUGAAAUGUUGCAGGUUCUUAAAGAAAAAAUGAGACUUGAAGGGCAGUUGGAAGCUUUAUCAUUGGAGGCUAGUCAGGCACUUAAAGAAAAGGCAGAGCUGCAGGCGCAGCUGGCUGCCCUGAACACAAAGCUCCAGGCGCAGGUGGAGCACAGCCACAGCAGCCAGCAGAAGCAGGACUCGCUCAGUUCGGAGGUGGACACCUUGAAGCAGUCCUGCUGGGACCUAGAGCGAGCAAUGACCGACUUGCAGAACAUGCUGGAAGCCAAGAAUGCCAGCCUGGCGUCCUCCAAUAGCGAUCUGCAGGUGGCAGAGGAGCAGUACCAAAGACUCAUGGCCAAAGUAGAAGAGAUGCAGAGAAGCAUCCUCAGUAAGGACAACACAGUGCAUGACCUGCGACAACAGAUGACAGCCUUGCAGAGCCAACUACAACAAGUGCAGCUGGAGCGCACAACACUGACCAGCAAGCUGAAGGCAUCCCAGGCAGAAAUUGCGUCUCUGCAGAAUGUCCGGCAGUGGUACCAACAGCAGCUUGCCCUGGCCCAGGAGGCCCGGGUCAGACUGCAGGGCGAGAUGGCCCACAUCCAGGUUGGACAGAUGACCCAGGCGGGCCUCCUGGAGCACCUGAAACUUGAGAAUGUGUCCCUGUCCCACCAGCUGACGGAAACCCAGCACAGGUCCAUCAAGGAGAAGGAGCGCAUUGCUGUCCAGCUCCAGGGCAUUGAGGCUGACAUGUUGGACCAGGAAGCCGCGUUUGUGCAGAUUCAAGAGGCAAAAACGAUGGUGGAGGAGGAUCUGCAGAGGAGGCUGGAAGAGUUCGAAGAUGAGAAGGAGCAGCUGCAGAAGAUGGCGGCCUCGGCAGCUACCCUAGAGCAGCAGUUAGAGCAGGUGAAGUUGAUUUUGCAUCAGCGAGACCAGCAGCUUGAGGCCUUGCAGCAGGAGCACCUGGACCUGCUGAAGCAGUUCACCUCGACACAGGAGACCUUGCACACCAGGGAGCAGUCCCUGGGUGACCUGCAGACGCACUAUGACGAGCUGCAGGCCAGGCUGGAGGAAUUGCAAGGGGAGGCUGCUUCCAGGGACGACACGAUUCGCUUUCUACAAAACGAGAAGAUUGUCUUGGAGGUGGCUUUGCAAACGGCCAAGAGCACCAGGGAGGAAUUUGAUAGAGGAGCAAAACGCUUGGAGGAAGGUACCGAGGAAACGUCGGAAAUUUUAGAGCAAUUGAGACAAGAAUUAGCCGUUAAGACCAGCCAGGUGGAGCAGCUACAGCAAGAGACUACCACUCUGAAAAAACAGACGCAGAAAAUAAAGGAACAGUUUCUUCAACAAAAGGUGAUGGUGGAGGCCUACCGGCGGGAUGCUACCUCCAAAGACCAGCUCAUCAGCGAGCUGAAGGCCACGAAGAAGAGGCUGGACUCGGAGGUGAAGGAGCUGAGGCAAGAGUUAAUUAAACUUCAAGGGGAAAAAAAGUCCGUGGAGAUGGAACAUUCACGCUUGCAGAAGGAAGUGUCCCAGGUCCAUCAGCAGAUGGCGGAUCUCGAAGGGCAUCUCCAGUCCGUGCAGAGGGAGCGGGACGAGAUGGAGACGCACUUACAGUCUUUGCAGUUUGAUAAAGAGCAGAUGAUUGCUCUUACAGAGGCCAAUGAGGUGCUCAAGAAACAAAUAGAAGAGCUGCAGCAAGAAGCCACAAAGGCCAUCACCGAACAGAAACAGAAGAUGAAGCGGCUAGGCUCGGACCUGACCAGUGCUCAGAAGGAGAUGAAGAGCAAACACAAGGCUUACGAGAACGCCGUGGGCAUCCUCAGCCGCCGCCUACAGGAGGCCCUCACGGCCAAGGAGUCCGCAGAGGCAGAGCUGAGCCAGCUGAGAGCCCAGGCAGCCGUCAGUGGCAGUGACCUCACUCUGCACGAGAGAAUCCAGGCCCUGGAGGUGGAGCUGCAGACAGUCGGCCACAGCAAGAUGAUGCUGGAGAAGGAGCUCCAGGAGGUCAUCGCCAUGACCAGCCAAGAGUUGGAGGAGUACCGGGAGAAGGUGCUGGAACUGGAGGACGAGCUUCAAGAAUCCAGAGGCUUUAGGAGGAAGAUAAAGCGCCUUGAGGAGUCGAAUAAGAAGUUGGCUCUUGAAUUAGAGCAUGAAAGAGGGAAGCUUACAGGCCUCGGACAGUCUAACGCAGCUUUGCGGGAACACAACAGCAUCUUAGAAACAGCGCUGGCCAAGAGGGAAGCAGACCUAGUUCAGUUGAAUCUUCAGGUGCAGGCAGUUUUGCAGCGCAAAGAGGAGGAGGACCGCCAGAUGAAGCAGCUUGUCCAAGCCUUACAAGCCGCGUUAGACAAAGAAAAGGUGAAAGUGCACAACCUCAAGGAACAGGUUGCUGCUGCCAAGGCAGAAGCAGGGCAUAACCGCCGCCAUUUUAAGGCCGCCACCUUAGAGCUGAGCGAGGUGAAAAAGGAGCUGCAGGCCAAGGAACACCUGGUGCAGAAGCUGCAGGCAGAGGCCGAUGGUCUGCAGAUUCAGGAGGGGAAACAUUCCCAGGAAAUAGCACAGUUCCAGGUGGAGCUGGCAGAAGCCCGGACCCAGCUUCAGCUCCUGCAGAAGCAGCUGGAUGAGCAGCUGAGCAAGCAGCCUGUAGGAAACCAAGAGAUGGAAAAUCUCAAAUGGGAGGUGGAUCAGAAAGAGAGAGAAAUCCAAUCCUUGAAGCAGCAGCUGGACUUGACUGAACAGCAGAAUAAAAAAGAAGUGGAUGGAAUACAGCAGCUGUUACAGAAUAUAAAAUCUGAGUUGGAGAUGGUGCGGGAAGAUCUGUCCAUGACCCAGAAAGAUAAAUUCAUGCUUCAAGCUAAAGUGUCUGAACUGAAGAACAACAUGAAGACUCUACUCCAGCAAAACCAGCAGCUCAAGCUAGACCUGCGACGUGGUACAGCAAAGACGAGAAAGGAACUGAAAGGCGAGGCCAGCUCUUCCAGCCCAGUGACGCCAGUUAAGAUUCCCGACUGCCCCGUUCCAGCCUCGCUGCUCGAGGAGCUGCUAAGGCCCCCACCUGCCGUGAGCAAGGAGCCCCUCAAGAACCUCAACAGCUGUCUCCAGCAACUGAAGCAGGAGAUGGACAGCCUGCAGCGCCAGAUGGAGGCUCAUACCGUCACUGUGCAUGAGUCGCUGUCCUCGUGGACUCAGGGGGACCCUGCUGCUGGCCCCGCUCUCCCCGAGGAUCACGCCAACCCCAGGGGAGACACAGAGCGACACAGCCAGAGGGGGACCUCCAGAGAAGGGCUUGGAGCAGCGACUGCCGAGCAUCCCCACCCCGAGUGUUUGUAACUACCCAGAGGAAUAUUCUCUUAUCAAUAUUAUUUAUUUGACCAUGUCCUCUAUGUUUUUCUAAGAGGUGAAAUUUAAGUUUUGUGUUUGCCUUUCCAAGGAGUAAAAUAACAGAACAAGAGGCAAAGGUUAGAGAAAUCGUCGUUUCCAGAUCACAACUAGCUUUUCCCACAAAAUGACCAAAUCUUAAAAACUUAGUUCAGAUCUCAGUGAGAAAUUUUUGAAUGUGUCUGAAGGGUUAUUUGCAGAAGGAGAAUCUUACAAGUGACAGUAGACGCUGCUCUCUGAGGGUAACGCCAACCAGCUCAUCCCUGGUGGAAACACGGCCGGGUCUGGUUUCUCACAUUCUUCUUUGGUUCAGUGAGAGCUUUACCUCCCUGCAGAAAGGAAACUUUAUUUGCACCUUUGGUUUCUAUUUUAUUUUAUUUUCAAUAGCCAUCCCACCAUAGGAUGUGUAUAUAAAUACAGAAAAUCAUAAUCUAAUCUUUAAAAAGUAUAUGCUCGCAUUAUUUAAGAAUGACUCGAAUUGUCUUUUGAUUGAUUGCCUUUUGAAAAUCUGCUGUCAGGAAAUAAUGUACAUGUAGGAUUUAGGGAUAUCAGUCAGAAAUUAUAUUUUAAGAAAUAUAAUUAUCUUAUUUACUCUGCCUUCUAAAACCAAAUAUUCUUAGAGAGGGUUUUUUGUUGUUUUUGUUUCACUUUAUUUUUGAGGGCCUUUUCCUUGUCACAAGCGCACGAUGCCCACCCAUCUGACCCCUGGCCCCGCGCAGCCUCACUCACCUUUGCUGACCCCUGGGCAUUCCUGGCAGCCACCAGGAUGCCCACAUGGACGCUGAGGUCACCACACACUGACCUGUGAGGUGUGGGGAGAGGCCACAGGAGAGGAGAGAACGGUGAGGAGGAAGAGGAGAGGGUAGAGCUCUCUGCAGGGCUCCAACCCAGGUGACAAGGCUCCUCCAGGCCUUGCACUCUGUACCCCACAUGAAAAUGUCCACCAGGGCCUGUGUGGUCAUCAAGAGAAAAGCUGGACUCCGUGGUGACUUCAGAUGGCUUAGAAGGUCCUUUAAACCCUUGUCUAGAGAGCAGUGAGGUUUCUAGAAGGGACAAGUCAGCAGUCUGGGGAAAGGUGACUGAGCUGUCCCCUGCUCUCCAUAGUAGAAUGCCUUAUUUGAAAUCAGGCACCCUAAGUAUGUGAGAUUUAAUUGCAUACGUUUUUCCACCUGAAAUACUUAAACACUGCAGAAACUGACUGUGAGACUUGAGGUUUCUAAGUUUGUCCUCCUAUUUUGCUAAGAAAAUCUAAAAUAGUAUUUAUUAUUAUAAGUUAGAGAAGAGAGAGAAUGGGUCCACAUGGCCUCCUGUGCAGAUCUGCUGGUCUGAAGAUGAAGUUUUGAAGUGUGACUGAUCAGGCCAGAUAUGCUCAUGUUGAUAUAUUACUUGUGUCUCUUUUGUGGAGAAAACAGUAUGGUAUUUUUAAGCUGUUUGUGUUUUCUUAUAAUAUGCUGUUAGCGGGUUAAUUGGUAAGGUUAAAGUAGCAUUAACCUCAAAGAUGUUUAGUGUUUAAAAAAAAUUCCCUAGCAAGUUUUGGAACUUCUAAAAUACAUGUAUCAUUUGUACAGGGUUAAUAUUAGUACUUGAAAACUUCAUUAUAAUUACAUCCUACUUUUCAUCUUACCUUGGAAAUCGGUUUUGACAAAAUUGUUUUUGUACCAUUAGAAAAGAAAAAUGGUAAUUUACGUUCUUAUUUACUUUGGCUGCAUUAUCCUGGUUUAAUUUUAAAACCAAGAAAUAACACUUAGUCUCAUCCUGUAGCUGCUUUCUCUCUCCUUGCUUCCAGAAGGUCUUCCAGUGAAUGCCGUUCACUGUGUAUAAUUGUUCUUAGGAAGGGAUAAGCUAAUUUUGAAUGUUUCCAUCACGUGAAAGCCAAUCUCUGUUCCUCACCCCUUUUUCCGUACUUUAGUUACCCUCCGUGUGCAUGUGUGUGUGUGUGCAUGUGUGUGCACGCUUUCAGCAGCCACACCUCCUCUGGCUUUCUGUCGUCAUCCUGUACCCACUUUGUCAGUCCCCAUCUUUCAGUUCCACAAGUGCCCAGCCUGUCUGUGGUCUGAGCUCUCUGGCUGUCCCCUGGCCCACUGUGCUCCUGGGGCUUUCACGUAUGGCCCGCUGUUGCCCAUCUGGGGCCUUGUGUUCAAGCUGACAUCGCCUUUGGGCUUCCUUAACAAGUCACCCGAAAGAGGAAGCUGGAUUUCUAAAUUGCCUGCUUUUGAUUUGUUGAGGGUUUUUUUUUUUUCCUAUCUCCAAGGGAUUUUACUGGCACUUCUACCUCUCAGAGCUAGAUUCUUCAGUGAAUAAUGUUUGAAAUAUUCUUCUAUUGGCAGAAGUGAGAAUUAGGAAUUUACUCAUGGAAAACAGUCAAGUGUGGAGUAUUUAUAAAAACAGGCUGGCCACUGCAUUUCAUUGGUGUAUAUUAUCCCUCUUGUACGAUGAACACUGUGCAUCAUGUCUUCACUGCAGAGAAUGUUGGCUCGGACGCUUUGUGGUAUCGUUACUUGUUUUUCUCAUGUUCCAAAAAAACCUUACUGCAGUGUGGUUAUCAUUGAUUUUUCCACGGUACACGUCAGAUAGAUGCCACGGAUCUUAAAGAUUUAUACACCUUUGUUCUACUAUUUGGAAGGUCUAACAGGGAGUGUUUUUGAUAGGAUAUGAAAUGGCUCUUACUGGCCUGGGGUCCAGGUAACGGGACUGGGCCUGCCAGGAAGACAGCCUGCGGUACUCUGUAUUAGGAAGAUUCUCAUUCACCUCUUUCUCAGUUUAAAGACUUUUUGGUAUAGGGAUAUCACAAAAGCCAUCAGCCUGCAAAGUCACCAUGACAUAUAUUCCUACUUCCGUGAGUAUUUUUUUAAACAAAAAUUCAGUGUCGUGUGUAAAGAUUUCUAGUAGUGAAAGGGACCAGUGUAUCUGAAAGAGAAAUGUCCUUGAGCCUUCCUCAAGGAUCCCUUUGACAUGAAUAAUGCUGCAAUGUGUGAGACAUUCUGAGCCUUAUUCAAGCAAGUUGAUUGAAUCCACAUUUCAGGCAAAUCUCAUUGUAUGGUGGUCUCAGGUUAUAAGAGGAUCCUUGAGGGUAAUGUUUUAGAGGGUCUAGAAAACUCGGUGGUUUUAAGUUAUUCAUUUCUAUUAAAAAUUUCCUCAUAAAAGGGAGUCCUCAGGUUGGGGCUGUUCAAGGGAAAGGUGUCGCCAUGCAAAACAAAUUGUAACUUUAAAAAGCAUGUUGAUUUUUUAUAAAUUUAAGCGUGCUUGGGAAUUCCUUAAAUUUUGUGCAAUAAACUAUUUUUUGUUAAAGA
Messenger RNA from Equus caballus (horse), 8191 nucleotides. It is a transcript of the gene GOLGA3, whose product is annotated as golgin A3. The record is from RefSeq and is a predicted model, not a curated record. NCBI's taxonomy places the organism in Eukaryota, Metazoa, Chordata, Mammalia, Perissodactyla, Equidae.